CAGAGCUAGACGGUGGAGUGCUGCUGCCGCUGUGGGAAUUGAUGUUAUUAAAACUAACAACAUCUCUCCGUUUUUUAUUCAAAAUCUAUUUUGGACGCCUUCAAACUCAGCGUGGAAGUAAAUAUUUCUGUUUUUGUUGACUGUUCAACCGUCAACGGUCGACCGCGGCGAGUCAAGUGGGAACUCUUCACUGCAAUUAACUUGUGUGGAUUUGUUUCUGAUGCUGUGACUGAGAGAGAGACGACAGUUUGCGGCUGUCUGUUGAGGGUCUGCCGGCUUGACUUUUUCCCUUGUUUGUUUGUCUUUCGGUACUCGGAAUACCUCGGAUCUUACACCAAAACUGGAGUGAUUGAGGUGGCUCCUGCCUUUUCAUUUCUCACCUGGUUCUCCUCCCCCUCCCUUUAGCUCCGGCUAAUGAGCCGUUUCCCGUGUUUUUCCGGUUGAUUUACGGCCGCGCUGCCGGUGGAGCGGGGGAGAGACAACGACCGAAACACAGCGAAGAGACAGCGAGGAUUCUCGGUAAACGGUCCGUGAAGUCGGACGGAGCGGCGGGGCGGUCGGUUUUGUUUGAAAUUAACGACAGUUGGUCCUGAUACUAACGGCAGAUGGAUUUGUCUCCGUGAUCCGGAGCGCCUCACAUCCUCGCUGUGCCCGAAUUUGAUCCCUCUGAGUGGGGUUUUCAAGAAGGAAACGGUCGCAUCCUCCCGGAGAUAACAAUGUUUCCCCAGGGGCGACACCCGACGCCUCACCAGGCUCCAGGCCAGCCCUUCAAGUUCACCAUCCCGGAGUCACUGGACCGCAUCAAGGAGGAGUUCCAGUUUCUCCAGGCACAGUACCACAGUCUCAAGAUGGAGUGUGAGAAGCUGGCCAGUGAAAAGACGGAGAUGCAGAGACACUAUGUCAUGUACUACGAGAUGUCUUACGGCCUCAACAUUGAAAUGCACAAACAGACGGAGAUUGCCAAGAGACUAAACACCAUCUGUGCACAAGUCAUUCCCUUUCUCUCACAGGAGCAUCAACAGCAGGUGGUUCAAGCUGUAGAGCGAGCCAAACAGGUGACCAUGGCCGAGCUAAAUGCUGUCAUCGGGGUACGUGGACUGCCAGGUCUUCCACCUACACACUUGUACAUCCGCCUCACUCCCUCACAAGACCUGACAGUGCAGGCAGCAGCUGGGUCUCUCGGCUCUCCCCCCUGCCCCUCCACUUCUCCGUCAUUCCUCCUUUUCCUCCCUUCCUCCCCCUGCUUCUCCCACCACAUCCUCGGGCUCUGGGCUGUGAUCCCAGCUGUCAGUAUUGUUCAGUGUUUGACCCCAGAGGGAUGA
This is a messenger RNA of Plectropomus leopardus (leopard coralgrouper), 1322 nucleotides long. The record is from RefSeq and is a predicted model, not a curated record. NCBI's taxonomy places the organism in Eukaryota, Metazoa, Chordata, Actinopteri, Perciformes, Serranidae.